AGUCCGCUAAAUGGAUAAAGGAACCCCCACCCCCCGUUCUAAAUACUGUCUACGGGCCUGGUAAGAGCCCUGUUUUAAAACGUGAACAGCCUAACCAACAACACCACUCUUUUCUCCAAUCCUCAUUGAGCCCUUGUGACGUCAUCCUGUUCUUUUGUUUCGUUUUACUUUAAAAUGUUUGCAAUAUACACAUCAAUUAAAAUUUCUCCCAAGCGAGCUUUACUGACGACUGGAACUUCUUUUCGAGAAAGUACUUAUAUUAAGGCAAAGAUGGAUCUUUCCAACCUGAGUAUGUUCAGUGCUAACAUGGCUGGUGGGCAACCUUUGGUGAGUGACGUGGCCAUCAAGAUGAGUCUGAAUGUUACCCUUAUUGUCACCACACUACUCGGCAAUGGCAGCAUUCUACUGCUUCUCAAACGAUUCAGGUGCCUACGCACUGUCCCAAACAUCCUGAUAGCAAACCUCGCGUGUGUCGACAUGCUCAACGUACUCGUCAACCUCCCAGUGAAUGCUCUGGUCGGUAUCAUGGAGUUGCAUCACGUUGUCAAGGGCAGGCUCACUUCCGCCUGUGUCGCGUCCGCACAGACCGCCUUCGUGUUCCUCAACCUCCUCGGCAUGGGCAUGAUGAUGCUGGAUCGCCUUUUAGUCAUACGAUGGGGAUUGCGUUACAAGUUUUGGAUGACGACGAAGAAAGUGUGCCUGACCAUAUUAGGCAUGUGGCUUGUCACCAUUGCGCUUAUAACUCCCUGGCUUCUCAAUCUGUACAAAGUCAACCUUGGCGACGCCCCUACGUUCAUCUAUCGUAUGAUAUAUUACUACAUGGUCGGUGACUAUGUCACCUUCAUACGCUGUGCGUUUGCCGCCCUAUACAUUCUAUUGGGGAUGUUGACCUGGAAAAGCCUCAAGGACCAGACCAAGAAAUACGAUGGAGAGCUUUCCUUGCCUGAACAGCAACGCCUGAAACUGCAGAAAAGCCGUCGUCAAACGGAGGUUCACGCGGCAGUCACGGUGGGUCUUACCGUCUUGGCGUACGUGCUGUCCUGCGUCCCUUUGAUCGUCUAUGGCGUCCUCGCCGAGAAAGCCAGCAGCCUCGUUAGUAGCGACUUCCUCAAGUGGUUUGGCCUUUUCGCAAACUACUCGCAGUACGUGUCCAGUGCGUGUAACCCCUUCAUCUAUAUGGCCCGUUGCAAUCGAUUUAAUCGCGCGCUCAAAGCACUGUGGCGGGAUCCCUGUGGCUCCCGUACGAUGACUAAUGUAUCACCAGCGAUGCACACUGCGCCCGCGACAGCGUCGGUAGUGUCCUUGCCAGCGGUCGAGCCGCGCAAUCCUGUCGGGGCUUUUUCCGAAAAAAGUCGGACUUGUUGAAAGCCUUUUUAUGUCUUCGUUUACUUGCUCGGGCAGUGCAAUUCUGACAGGGAUUUUCCCAAUGCAGUCGCAGACGCGUUGUCGUCUGUUCUCGGGGAUCCACCGAUGAAGGCCUGACAUUUUCGCCGAAGAGCUUUCCAAACAGCCUUCGAGUCUUCAUCAGUUUUCACACAACGCAGCGCAACCAAUAAUUAAGGCCGUUCUGUUGUGGGUACAGCCGAUAUAGAGGCCCGAGCUGUCUAGCCGAGAGCUCACCAACAUAUGCAAACACCGGUACUUCCGAUAACAAGACCCGACUUUCUAGCCGAGAGAAAACCGACAUACAUUUAUUUCAAUUAAGGUUGCACUCGGAGAAUCUGUGUAUCGUAACCUUCGGUGGUUCAUGGGUAUCAAGUAAAUAAACGAAUAAGCGUGAAUAAAAUACAAAUCCAGGUUUAAAAGGCUGUAGAAUUCUUGUUUACAUUCUUAUGAACAUUCAAAUGUAGCUUUCAGAUACAAGGAUUCAGCCAUUUAUACGCUACCCAUGAACCACCGCGGGUUACGACAUAUGGAUUCUCGAGUGUAUAAGAUAGGUGUAUACAAAAACUAGUACUUACGCCAAGAACGUCGACGUUCUAGCCAAGAGUUCACCGACCUGUACAAACCCCUAUUAUAAGAGGAUGAAGAACUGGACUCCGGAACAACCCUUAUAACGACAACGGGCGUCAAGUGGCUAAAUAUUACAUUGUCAAGAAGUACAGGCAACUGUUAUACAGUGAUGUAACAGUUUUUCUAACUGGUGCACCUGUCAAAGUAGCCUUUAAAAGAGGCCCGUACGCAGGAAUUUUCUUGGGGGGGGGGAAGGUGGGGGUGAAUUCUCUGAUAAAAAUCUGACCACCCCCGAAAGAACAAAAAGUGAUUUUUAUGCCUUUGUAGUAUCUCCACGGGGCGUUAAUUGUCUGAUUUGGCUACAUACCAGAGUGAUCUAGCUUAUAUGCUUUAUAGUUUUGUCUACAAAUAGCACUUCUAAUAAGAACCGAAAGUGGAACUUCUCCCCCCCCCCCCCCUGAGUACGGGCCUGCAAAAUAGGGUUAAGUAUUGUCCAAUAAAGUCAGAGUUCUGGCAA
Nematostella vectensis (starlet sea anemone) is the source of this 2470-nucleotide messenger RNA. RefSeq names its product neuropeptide SIFamide receptor. Lineage: Eukaryota; Metazoa; Cnidaria; Anthozoa; Actiniaria; Edwardsiidae. The record is from RefSeq and is a predicted model, not a curated record. The transcript has 5 exons. Gene Ontology annotation, biological process: G protein-coupled receptor signaling pathway. Gene Ontology annotation, molecular function: G protein-coupled receptor activity. Gene Ontology annotation, cellular component: membrane. The coding region runs from base 175 to 1365 and encodes 396 amino acids.